This is a messenger RNA of Trematosphaeria pertusa, 189 nucleotides long. RefSeq lists its product as uncharacterized. The annotation marks the transcript as partial. Lineage: Eukaryota; Fungi; Ascomycota; Dothideomycetes; Pleosporales; Trematosphaeriaceae. Gene Ontology annotation, biological process: mRNA splicing, via spliceosome. Gene Ontology annotation, molecular function: RNA binding. The transcript has 2 exons. Gene Ontology annotation, cellular component: nucleoplasm; ASAP complex; cytoplasm. The record is from RefSeq and is a predicted model, not a curated record.
UUGCGCGAGAUCUUUGGGAACUAUGGACCGAUCAAAGACCUCAAGCUUCCGCUGAACCCAGCUUUCAACGUCAACCGUGGAACGGCGUACAUCCUCUACGAAGAGAUUAACGACGCCGAGAGAGCCAUCGCAAAGAUGCAUGAAGCACAAUUAGACGGUGCUAAGAUCCUUGUCUCAAUCGUGCUGCCC